ACCCACCCAAAUUGCUCCCCCCAAAGCAUUCGAAUUCGCCGCCUUAUCCAUUGCGACUCGCCACCUUUCUUCGCGCUGCCGAACCACCUUUGCGACCGUCUAAAGAACAUGUCGUGACCAUGAACCACGACGCCAUACUUCAAACUGUCCAGCGAUGGCGGCGCCCACGCUACUCGGCACGCCCUUUUGCCCUUACCAUCCUCGCCAUUACCCUCAUCUCGUUGCUUGCAUGGGCAAAGACACAGGCUCGUCCAGGCGCGACAUCAUCUGGUUUACUGCACAAGAGGGACGUUACGAUCCUGGAUCAAGAGUGCCGCCUCGUCCACCAUGCCCAUGACCAGUGCGCUUUUGUACGCGCAAACUGCCCUGAUGAAGAAGCCGGAGUUAUCUCAUACCUGACUUUCUACUACUGUCGCCUGCCUCACGCAAAGCCAGUCGCUUUCGCCCUUAUGACCCUGUGGCUUGCUCUCCUCUUCAGUACCAUUGGCAUCGCAGCGAGCGACUUCUUCUGCGUCAACCUCAACACCAUUGCGCGCAUGUUGGGCAUGAGCGAAAGUCUUGCUGGGGUGACCUUGCUUGCCUUUGGAAACGGCAGUCCCGAUGUCUUCUCCACUUUUGCUGCCUUCCGCACCCACGCAGCAAGCCUGGCUGUCGGCGAGCUUAUUGGCGCUGCGUGCUUCAUCACUGCCGUUGUCUCAGGCUCCAUGGCCCUCAUUCGCCCCUUUCAAGUCGCCCGCAAGAGCUUUGUCCGUGACGUUGGCUUCUUUCUUGUCGCCGCUGCCUUCAGCAUGGGCUUCAUCAUUGACGGCAAGCUGCAUCUCUGGGAAGCGAUCAGCAUGGUUGCCUUUUACCUGUUCUACGUCGCUUUUGUUGUGGGUUGGCACUGGUGGCUCAACCUGAGGAAGGCGCGACGGGCGAGGGCUGCCACUAUGAGGAACCAAUAUGUCAUGCCUAAUGGAGAAGAGGAAGAAAUUCAGGAGUACCAUGACGAGGAAACGUCGUCCCACAGCAGAACCUCAAGUCAUGGCAUAUCCAUCGAAGACUUUUCCAUGCUCGAAAACGCCGGCAGUGACGAGCGCAUGAUCGACGAUGACGACAAUGAAGAAGAGCGCGAACGUUGGAUGGGCGAACUGACCAACAACAUGCGCGUCAACCGACCCAGCAACUCGCGUCGCAACACGCACACGCCCAUUCGUCCCAGUCUGGUGGGUGCCCUCGAAUUCAGGGCCGUGCUAUCUUCGCUGCAGAAGUCACGAAACAUUCAGUCCAUGCCCAUCAACCUUCGUCGAUACUCUGACGAUCCGACCUACACCACUGCUCAGCAGCAAAAAUACAUUUCACAAGGGAAUCACGCUACCCCCCAACCUCCCUUUGACGCCCAAUCCAGUGCCUCUGAUGCGUUAGCACACGCGAGCCGAUCCAAUCUUGACAUUAACUAUGGUCUGAACACGUUAUUGAACGCUCCCCUGUCGCCAACUAUCUCCCUUUCUCCACCAAACUCUCCAUGCUCAUUUGAUCCGAGUUCAAAUACACCCAGAACAAGGUCAACUUCAUCCAACAUGCUCGCACCACCUAGCAGUGAUAACAGGGCAUCGGUCCGCCAAGGCACAUCGUCACCCAGCCCUUUCUCUUCACCGGUCAUAGAAGCCAGCGACCGCCAAUCGCCUCCAAGUCUGAGGCUGGUCGUGCCAGAUGCUAGCUCUCCGCCAAUUCCCUUCCCCGCUUACACUGAUUAUCCUUGGUCGGCGCAAUCGGCUUCGAGACCACCAAGCCUUCGCCCGCCAUCUCCCAGUGCAUCUUCAGUGUCGGGAUAUUUUCCCAGAAACUCAUUCGGUUUUUUUGAUCAGACUAGAACCCCUAGAUGGUGGCCAUCCAGUCUUUUACCCGUACCUAACGUGCUCCUCGCAACCCUCUUUCCAACUUUGACCAACUGGAAAAGCAAAAGCUUCUUUGACAAGAUCUUGGGAUUGGUAGCAAGUAUACCUGUAUUUCUACUUACAAUCACACUACCCGUGGUCGAACCUCCGUCGGACGAGACCGAGACAAGCCAUCCUGAGCCCUCAUUCGACUUUGGUUUACCAACAUCUCCAUCAACCCACAUUGGCAGUACAGAUUCACAUGCGCAUAAUGUUUCUAUUACUUUGCCAUCAGAUAGAUCAAACAACGUUACGUACUCCAAGGAUAACAGACCCUCCAAUUUACCCAUGCCUCAGAGCAACAGCAACUCUUCCUCGGCCAGUGCCCGUCACACACCUCAAGUAUACAUUACAGGUACAGAGGCACUCGCGCAAUCACCUGAGCAGGUCCCGGCACUCAACUUGUCCGAACCGACGCAAUGGAAUCGCUGGCUAGUUAUUGUACAGAUAUUCACGGCGCCGUUGUUCAUUGUCCUGAUCUUUUGGGCAAAUAUGGAACCCGAGAACCCUCGCGCUCUGCUGCGUCAUACUCUGUACUCCUUGAUCGCUUCACUGUGUGUUCUGGCACUGAUCCUGCUCACCACAUCUCCAUCUCGACCACCCCACUGGCGCUCGGCACUUUGUUUCCUUGGAUUCGCUGUCGCUAUAGCAUGGAUUAGCACAAUUGCCAACGAAGUUGUUGGUGUCUUGCGCACACUGGGCGUCAUCCUCAACAUGUCUGAUGCAAUUCUGGGUCUCACCAUCUUCGCUGUUGGAAACUCGCUUGGCGACCUCGUUGCGGACAUUACUGUUGCGCGUCUCGGUUUUCCCAUCAUGGCUCUUUCGGCUUGCUUCGGCGGCCCCAUGCUUAACAUUCUGCUGGGCGUGGGCUUGAGCGGAUGCUACAUGGUGAUAUCCAAGGGAGAACAUCGACAUGAAAAACACCCGAAUCAGUCAGUGCAUUUCAGGCCUUAUCACAUUGCGGUUAGCACUACACUAGUCAUUUCUGGUGCGACGCUACUUCUCACUUUGUCUGGCCUGCUUAUUGCGGUGCCUUUGCGCAAGUGGAAGAUGGACAAGGUUAUUGGCUGGGGAUUGGUCACAUUGUGGUCUCUGAGUACAGUUGCGAAUGUUCUGGUAGAGGUACUGGGAUAUAGUAGUAGUGUUAGCUAGAAGCCAAUGGAGCAACCAUUGAAUAUUUCAUUUGGCGUGUAUUGCCGUGCUAUAUUACAGUAGGUUAUGCCGGCUUUCAGAGGACUUGUACCGUGUGUCUGGUAUGGAACAUGUUUUUUUUUAUCUUGAUCUUCAUCUUGGCUACAACGAGCUCCUGACACUGAUGAGGGAACAAAUAGUCCUGGAUGCUGGGCUU
This is a messenger RNA of Bipolaris maydis ATCC 48331, 3264 nucleotides long. RefSeq names its product Sodium/calcium exchanger protein-domain-containing protein. Gene Ontology annotation, cellular component: membrane. Gene Ontology annotation, biological process: intracellular calcium ion homeostasis; transmembrane transport; monoatomic cation transport. NCBI's taxonomy places the organism in Eukaryota, Fungi, Ascomycota, Dothideomycetes, Pleosporales, Pleosporaceae. Gene Ontology annotation, molecular function: monoatomic cation transmembrane transporter activity. The record is from RefSeq and is a predicted model, not a curated record.